Gloeophyllum trabeum ATCC 11539 is the source of this 1035-nucleotide messenger RNA. RefSeq lists its product as uncharacterized. Lineage: Eukaryota; Fungi; Basidiomycota; Agaricomycetes; Gloeophyllales; Gloeophyllaceae. The transcript has a single exon. Gene Ontology annotation, molecular function: protein binding. The annotation marks the transcript as partial. The record is from RefSeq and is a predicted model, not a curated record.
CCAUCUAGCAAUAUGGCUGUCUAUCGUCCCGCGGGUGCGCCGUUCAAUCACGAGAGCGCAGACGUCAUCCUCAGGACGACAGACGACGUCGACUUUCGCGUGCACAAAGGCAUCCUCGCGAUCGCCUCGCCAUUCUUCAGCGACAUGUUCGCUCUAGGCCAAGGCGCAACCGACCGACCUCUAACGACUAAAGUACAACCCGAGGAGCAAGAAGGCAACUUGCAAGUAGUCCCGAUGCUCGAGGAGAACAGCGAAGUCCUGGACAAGCUGCUUCGCCUUUGCUACCCCGUGCCAGCGCCCGAUAACAAGGCGCUCGACGAGCUUACGCCCGUACUCGCAGCGGCCCUGAAGUACCAGCUGGAGCACGCCGCCGAGCGCUUGAAGAGUGACCUCGUAUCGCCCAGGUUCAUGCGGGACGAGCCCCUGCGCGUGUUCGCCAUCGCGCGGCGAUACAACCUGGACAAGGAAACGACGGCAGCGAUCCCGCACGUCCUUCGACAGGGCCUUCCAGGCCCGUACGUCGACGAGCUGAAAUACAUCCCCGCGUCCGCCAUCCACCGGCUAUGGGAGGUGCGGCGGCGCGCUACGAGCCUCGCGGCGUCCCUGGCGUCCGACUUCCAGUGGCUCACGAACAACAAGGCUAUCAACAGGACGUGGGUCUUCUUUCUAUGUACCGUGUGCGCUGCGAGCGACGUGACGAUCGCCAUCGACGGGCGAGAAAUAAGACCGCGGGCGUGGUGGAAGGAGUACAUGCGCCGCGCGGAACAGGCUCUGAGGGAGACGCCUGCAGGGUCGGUCGUGACGUCCUCCACUGUGCUGUGGCCGUCCUUCAAGGCUAUGGGCACAUGCGCUACGUGCGGGUCUGGUCGAGGCGUCGAUGAUCUCAGAGAGUUCAGUGAGAUUUUUGCUGCAAGGAUAGACAGAACAAUCAUGGAGGUCUGCGCAUCUUCCAUCCCUAUAACCAUUCCCAACCUGCUCACUGACGAGAGCAUGGCCUUUCAUAUGCAGAUCGCAGACGGAACCAAGUGGGAUUAA